AUGCGUCGCCAUGGCAGGUCCAGUGGCGGGCCUACUAAGGCCGCCUCACCCAUGUCCGACACCGUCUCCCUCAUACAUUCGUUUGAUUCGGUCCUAAACCCAAACCGUCCCGUCCGACCCUCGCCCUUGGCCUCCUCCCACAUCAAAGCUUUGCCGCUAGAGCUGGUGGAUCGAUUGCGCUCCUUCCCGCUGUUUCAGGCCACACCGGAAUCUUUUUUGAUUGAGGUCGGACAGCACCUGCGCCCGCAGCUCCAUGCGCCCAACGAUUACAUUUUGACGGAAGGCGAUGAGGCCAAGGCCAUAUACUGGCUGGUCCGGGGCGCUGUCUCGGUCACAUCCCGAGAUGGUGAGAGUAUAUACGCCGAGCUUCAACCUGGUGCGUUCUUUGGCGAGAUUGGCUUGCUCAUGGACCGUCCUCGCACUGCAACCAUUAUUGCCCGGACUCGAUGCAUGCUGGUCGUGCUCACAAAGGACGAUUUUCGGAACAUAUUGCCCCGAUUUCCUCAGGUUGAACAGGCUAUUCGAGAGGAGGCGCAGGAGCGAUUGAUGAUUUUAGAGAAGAAGAAGAAAGAAACAUCUGCGCCUGCGCUGGAUCUGGAUCCGCCGAGCCCCGCACGGAGGGGCUCAAAGAGACUGCGCGAAAGCUUCUCGAAGGAUUUGGCCGUUGCUGAAGAUGAUGAAGAUCUGAGUGCCAAGUCUGUGUACAAAAAGAGGAAGUCCCCGAGUCCCGGCCGGCGGGAUGGCUCCAGUGCAUUGGCAAACGGAUUGGUGAACGUACGGCUCUUACUGAAAGAGCUUCCCUUGUUUUCAGGUCUACCGGCAGAUAUCCUUCAUUUUCUAGGUCUCAAUGCUCAGCCGCGCUCCUUCCCUCCCUUCACCGACAUCAUACGACAAGACUCCCAAGGCCGCGAACUUUACUUCAUUGUUCGCGGUGAAGUUGAGGUCUUGACAGAAAAGACCGAUCUAAAUCACAUAUCUGAUCACAAACCAAACGGGAUAGAACAGCCAAAGUUUGAGAUCAAAGCCCGAUUAAAGCAAGGUCAAUACUUUGGCGAAGUUGUCAGUCUAGCAUUGGCACCACGACGAACCGCUACCGUUCGGACCGUCACUUCAGUCGAAUGUUUGAUGCUAGAUGGUGACGUUCUUGCUGAGUUUUGGCAGAAAUGUCCCAGUGGUGUACGAGAACAAGUGGAACAAACUGCGCAAGAAAGGCUUCAAGCUGCGGCUGACGGGGACGUCGUCAUGUCAGAUGAGACCGACUCCCAGACUUCUAUCACCGAUCUCGCUCUUGAUGACAGGGUGAAGAUUACUUCCUCACGUCGACGCUCAAUGCCUCUCUUGACACUCACUGAGACCGAGCUUGAUGGUCCGCAUCAAUCUUCCCCAGUGGAAGACCAAGAUCAAGCCGUAUUGCGGCCGUCUGAUCCUGACCCUUAUCUCAGCAUGGGACUGGAUAAGGUGCGGCUACGCAGUCGCCGUGGCUCGGUAGCUCCGCUGACCCCCGAAGAGGUUUCUGGAGAGCACCAGCGCUCGUCUCCCACCGAGCCGCGCUCUGCUGGCUCUUCGACACUCGCUCUUCCAGAAACAGUCAGUUUCUCAAAACCAUACGAACAUGAACGUCCCCGGAAAGACGGCUGCAAUGGUAUCCUUCCAGACAGUGUAUGGUUGAAUAUCUUCCAAUUCCUCGAACUCCACCACCUUCUCCGACUAAGAGCAGUGUCGUCCCACUGGUCUGAAAUCCUGACCAGAUCUCCAGACGUUCUUCGUGAUCUAGACCUUAGCGUCUACAACCGCAGGGUCACCGAUAACGUCCUCGUCAAAAUCAUCUGUCCCUUUGUCGGAAAUCGAGCUCGUUCCGUAAAUGUCAACAACUGCUUCCAUAUCACCGAUGAAGGCUUCACAGCCUUGUCUGCUACUUGCGCUCCAACCACUACUGUGUGGAAGAUGAAGAGCGUAUGGGAUGUUACAGCAUCUGCCAUCCUCGACAUGUCCAGCAAGGCUGUAGGUAUCCAAGAGGUAGACCUAAGCAACUGUCGCAAGGUUGGGGAUACACUGCUUGCACGAAUCGUCGGAUGGGUUGUACCUGCCAAUCAGAAGCCUGCCGAAGGCAAAACUUCAACCAUCAAACCCUCGAUUCAGACAGCAGAAUCCACUGUGUACGGCUGUCCAAAGUUGAAGAAACUCACGCUGUCUUACUGCAAACACGUCACUGAUCGUUCCAUGCAUCACAUCGCGUCUCACGCUGCUGGUCGGAUUGAAGAGAUGGAUUUGACUCGUUGCACCACAAUUACGGACCAAGGGUUCAAAUAUUGGGGAAGUGCUCGGUUCACCAACCUGCGGAAGCUCUGUUUGGCGGAUUGCACAUACCUAACAGACAAUGCUAUCGUGCACCUAACCAAUGCGGCGAAGAACUUGGAGGAGCUUGAUCUGACGUUCUGCUGCGCAUUAUCAGAUACCGCAACCGAGGUCCUCGCCCUACAAUGCUCACAACUAAAAUAUCUAAACAUGGCAUUCUGCGGGUCUGCAAUCUCUGACCCUUCCUUGAGAAGCAUCGGUCUUCACCUCCUUUCGCUCCGACAUCUAUCGGUGCGUGGAUGUGUUCGGGUUACUGGAAUUGGUGUCGAGGCCGUAGCGGAGGGCUGCCACCAACUCGAAAUCUUCGAUGUCAGCCAGUGCAAGAAUCUUUCGCCUUGGAUCGAGGAUGGUGGUGCUGUCCGCUACCAGCCAAAGAUCGAAUUCAAGACUGUUGCUACGAGCAAGAGGCAUCGUCGGUGA
Penicillium antarcticum is the source of this 2775-nucleotide messenger RNA. RefSeq lists its product as uncharacterized. The record is from RefSeq and is a predicted model, not a curated record. Lineage: Eukaryota; Fungi; Ascomycota; Eurotiomycetes; Eurotiales; Aspergillaceae. Bases 1 to 2775 code for a protein of 924 amino acids. The transcript is spliced from 2 exons. Gene Ontology annotation, molecular function: protein-containing complex binding; protein binding.